Messenger RNA from Porites evermanni, 3182 nucleotides. The record is from the annotation of a GenBank genome assembly. Lineage: Eukaryota; Metazoa; Cnidaria; Anthozoa; Scleractinia; Poritidae.
CGUAGAGACGUUUUACUCAACCCCAUCACAGCUAACUUAAGCUUGACGUUGUCUGUUUCCCAAACCCGGCGGCUAAAUAUGAAACAAAUGAUUGAAGAAGAUAAGCAGCCAAGCCAUAGGAAAACACUUAACAGCUUGUGUUCCGUGACAGCUUUGCUGUUGUCUCUUGUGUGUUGUAUGGCACUAAUUCACGUGGAACUAUGCAUACAAGAACAUCAUCGACUGAUGUCACAUUCAGUAACAUUAUGUGAUCAAAUGCAAACGCAGAUUCUCCAGAAAGUUCAGCAGAAUUACGAACGACGGCAAUUUACGAAAGCUGGUGGAGUAAAAGGUCAUUUACAGAGGACAAAUGGUGAGGAACAGUUUUAUAAUUCAAACACACAGAGUUAUUAUCAGCUUGUUUCAGAUCCUUCCAUUAUGAAAAUCAUUCUUGCUUAGUAUGUGAGCAUUUGUAUUUUCAUAAUGUUAUUCCGACUACCCUUAGAAUCUGAAAGGAGGGGACUCAAGAGGCUUGUAUGGGAAGCUGUCACGAACACGAGAAUACAAAAGCCAACUGCCAGAAGAGUAAAUUGUCCUGCAAACCCACCCGUCAGUCCAGUCCUCCAGUUCAGUAAAGCAGCUCUGCACGUUUUGAUUUAGAGUGAACGAUAAAAAAACCUUCUUCCACAUACAAUAAAUUAAGUGCUAUAAAAUAAUUCAGGGCUAAUAUCGAACACCAAAUAGUCCUUAUUUCCUUGAGGCUACACCUGAGCUGAACUGAACUUUAGCAUAUUAAGAACUUAAAGUCUAUUUUUGUAUGCUAACUGAGGUUACGUCAGGAAGAAAAUCUUUAUGAAGCGACCGCCGUUUUUUGUUUUGCUUUGUUUUUGGAUGUGUGUAUAUUUUCAACUUUCACUUUUAUCUUUCUACUUCAGUAAUGCUCAGAAAGGUCUUCAUUAUUUUUGAAAGGUCUUGGCCGGUAUGAAAACAUCAAUUCAAGACAGAAACGAGCAUCACCCGAUAAUUCACAGCCAUCAUCGGUCCAAACUGCAUCCCAAGUAAAACUACUCAUCAAAGAAGAGCUUCGUCUGCUGCAAAACCAAUUCUGUGCAAAAGAUGAAAAGCUUUGCCUCUCAGGACCAAAAGGUAAUUCAGGGCGACGGGGAAGACCCGGAUUCCGAGGGAGAUCAGGCCCCCCAGGGAGGCCCGGGCCAGAAGGACCUCCAGGUAAACAUGGGCCAAUAGGACCUCCAGGACCCGUCGGCACUAAAGGUGAUAUCGGAGUACCGGGGAUCCCUGGUCCCAUGGGUCCUAGAGGCCCACCAGGUGAAACGGGAACCAAGGGUGAGCCGGGCCAGUCCAUUACGGCUCCUUCUCUGCUGCAGAGUCCUGUUGAAACAACUGUCAAUCAAAGUCAGACAGCCAUCUUGAAAUGUUCAGCAGAUGGAAAUCCGACUCCACAGAUCACGUGGUCUAAGAUGAACUCGCGGCUUCCUGUGGGACGUCACAAGGUAGAGUCCAGUGGUGCUCUGAUUUUGAAGGACGUGAGGCCUGAAGAUGAGGGAGUCUACAGCUGUGAAGCUAAAAAUUUACUGGGGAGCGUUAACGCUUCAGCGAAACUCACUGUACAGUGUAAGUCGACCUAGUCAUUUUAUUUAAAAAUUAAAGCGGACUACGAAUUUUAUUAAUCGAUAAUUACCAGCGGAGUCUUGGAUUUAACUUGGUUGGAUAUACCGGGGUUAAAAAGGUCCUUAAACAGAACAUUAUAAACAAACUCCUAUAUUAUGUCAUCGGUUACAAUUGGAUAUUAAACUUCAAAUCAUGGUAUUAAAACAUAGACGGUGUUUAACAAAAGACAUGUUUUUCGUCGUAUUCAAUUUUGCUAAAUCUGAUCUGUAUCUGGAUAUCUAUGGUAUCAAGAAGGGCAACAACGUAACGCAGGCUACAAAACCAUUCAACUACUUAAAAUAAGCUACUUGCAAACACAUUUUGUGGAGGCCACUGAUUUUCUGCUCUCUAACUCAGUUUUUCUUUAACAACCGGCCCUGAUUUUCUAUUUUUUGCCAGUUGGUCCGCAACUUUCAUUGUCAUCCAAUCGACUGAUGGCUGAAGAGCAACAAAACGUCACCAUGGCCUGCACUGCAACUGGUCAGCCGUCACCUAAGAUCACAUGGUCCAAGGCAGUAGGAAGUUUACCUGGAGACAGAAUCAAGGUGCAAGGUGGAACCAUGAAAAUCUACAGUGUCACAAAAAAAGAUGGUGGAGUAUACAUUUGUAAGUCAGAGAAUAUUCUGGGAUUAGCGACAGACACGGCUCAACUCACGGUGUUUUCUCCUUUGCGGUUCAAAGUCCGUCCUCCACAAGAAGUGACUCCUGUCAUUGGUUCAACUCUCCGUCUGCCAUGUGUGGCCACAAGUGAACUGAGUACUAAACUUGCUUGGACAGUAGAUGGCGUUGGUGUACUUCCUGGAAACACCCGUGUUCUUCGAAAUGACACACUAAUUAUCGAGGACAUCAAGAAAGCUCAAAGAGGGUCUUACACUUGUCGAGCGAGUAAUGUUCUGGCAACAAUAGAAGCUAAAGUUAAAAUCAAUUCUCCAGUUGCUACUUCCUGUUCUGUGAUUAAAAAAUACGUCAGCAGUGUAAACGGAAAUUACGUCAUUGAUCCUGAUGGUGAGGGAGGUCUGGCACCAUUCACGGUGUUCUGUGAAAUGACUGAUAAAAGUGGAGUUGGCGUGACAGUCAUUAGUCACAACAGUGAGAGUAGAACUCAUGUUUCCGGAUGUGAGCCAUCAGGGUGUUACUCACGUGACAUUCAUUACACAGGAGCGAGUCUGUCUCAGCUGGCAAGUCUCACCAGAGUCUCUUCACACUGUGAGCAGUUUAUCAAGUACGAGUGUUAUGGUUCAGUAUUCAGAUAUGGGGGAAUAGCCUGGUGGGUGUCACGUGAUUCUGCAAAGAUGACAUACUGGGGUGGAGCGUCACCUGGCAGUAGUAAGUGCGCAUGCGGGAUGACCAACUCAUGUGCAGACUCCAGGUAUGGUUGUAACUGUGAUAAGAAUGACUAUGUAUGGCGUGAGGACAGCGGUCUUCUCACUGACAAGACAAAGCUUCCAGUAAAACAACUCAGGUUUGGUGAUGUGACAGCAUACGAGGAAGGUUACCACACUCUGGGGAAACUGAAGUGCUUUGGUAUUGCGUGA